Molecule: messenger RNA, 294 nt
Organism: Balaenoptera musculus (blue whale)
Lineage: Eukaryota; Metazoa; Chordata; Mammalia; Artiodactyla; Balaenopteridae
Product: 60S ribosomal protein L37-like
Exons: 1
Coding region: 1-294 (97 amino acids)
Biological process (GO): translation
Cellular component (GO): cytosolic large ribosomal subunit; ribosome
Molecular function (GO): structural constituent of ribosome; RNA binding
Source: RefSeq, a predicted model, not a curated record
AUGAUGAAGGGAACGUCAUCGUUUGGAGAGCGUCGGAAUAAGACGCACGCGUUGUGCCGCCGCUGUGGCUCUAAGGCCUACCACCUUCAGAAGUCGACCUGUGGCAAAUGUGGCUACACUGCCAAGCGAAAGAGAGAGCAUAACUGGAGUGCUAAAGCUAAAAGACGAAAUACCACUGGCACUGGUCGAAUGAGGCACCUAGAAAUUGUAGACCGCACAUUCAGGCAUGGAUUCUGUGAAGGAACCACACCUAAACCCAAGAGGGAAGCUGUUGCAGCAUCCAGUUCGUCUUAA